ACUUGCAGGGCUGGCUUAACGUCCUGGCCAUAGGUGCCUGUCUUACUGAGGCCCCAAAUAUGGCUCAGGUAGAGCAGACUGGACCAAGGGGGUCCUGCACCUAAGUGCCCCUGCUCUUGGUUCAAAGGGUUCAGGCCCUGCCCCCCUCCUGGCUCGAGCCGGCUUUGAUGUGCUGAUGAGUUCUGGAAGGGGCCCGCUUCACACCUAGGGCUCAGGAUAAAGCUGCAGCGGACCCAAUGGUCAGGCCUCCGCUGCCAUGGCCCAGCCCCUGUGCGCGCCGCUCUCCGAGUCCUGGAUCCCGAGUCCCGCCCAUCAGCAGCCACCGUUGCCUUCCGAUGGGGACAGCGUCUGCUCCCCAGCCUGGUCCUCGGACUCGUGGGACGGUGCCCAGGCCAGCAGCCCCGCACCACCCUGCGCCCGGCCGGCCAGGCGUGCUGGGACCCCCGGUAGGCGCGGGACGCACGGCAGCCGCCUGGGUAGCGGACAGCGACAGAGCGCCAGCGAGCGCGAGAAGCUGCGCAUGCGCACACUCGCCCGCGCGCUGCAUGAGCUGCGCCGCUUCCUGCCGCCGUCGGUGGCACCAACCGGCCAGAACCUGACCAAGAUCGAGACGCUGCGCCUGGCCAUCCGCUACAUCGGUCACCUGUCGGCUGUGCUGGGCCUCAGCGAGGACAGCCUCCGGCGACAAAGGCACGCGGUGUCACCUCGAGAAUGCCCGCUGUGCCCCGACGGCGGCCUGGCGCAGGCGCAGUCGCUCGGUCCACGCUUAAUCCCGGCCACCUGCAGCGGAGUGUCGUGGGGGUCCCCGCCCGCCUACCCUAGACCCCGAGUCGCCGUAGAAUCGUGGGACCCAUCGUUCCUGUACGCCGAAACAGCAUCGCAAGAGAGGCAGGAGAUGGAGCCCAGCCCCUCGUCUCCGCUCUUCAGCAGCGACAUGCUGGCUCUGCUAGAAGGCUGGACGCCGCAGGAGUGGCCGCAGGGACAAUGCAAUGGAUGACUGACACUCUGUCUGAGCACAGACACUUUUCCUUUCAUCUUGGCACCUUCGGAGGGAGUAGUUCCCAGAAGAGGCACCAGUGAUACCAGCAUGGGCAUUCCCAGAGUGGGAGCUAGCUGGUCCUCAUCUAGACUGUACCUUUCCAACUCUCCUUGGAGGGAGGGACCCAAUGGGGUACAUGCUCUGAAGCUGAAGCAGGCACAAGCUCUGCCUAGUGUGUAUUUAUUUGUGAAUAAACCGUUUGUGCUAGUGUCA
Grammomys surdaster is the source of this 1252-nucleotide messenger RNA. RefSeq names its product mesoderm posterior bHLH transcription factor 1 (gene Mesp1). Bases 257 to 997 code for a protein of 246 amino acids. Gene Ontology annotation, cellular component: nucleus. The transcript is spliced from 2 exons. Gene Ontology annotation, biological process: heart morphogenesis; somite rostral/caudal axis specification; regulation of transcription by RNA polymerase II. The record is from RefSeq and is a predicted model, not a curated record. Lineage: Eukaryota; Metazoa; Chordata; Mammalia; Rodentia; Muridae. Gene Ontology annotation, molecular function: DNA-binding transcription factor activity, RNA polymerase II-specific; protein dimerization activity; RNA polymerase II cis-regulatory region sequence-specific DNA binding.